CGCCUCCCGGGCCGGCGGCGGCGGCGGCGGCGGCGGCGGCGGCUGCGGCUGCGGGCGAGCUCGCGGGGCCCGGGCCGCCCCCAGCCCCAGCCCGCCGGGCCCCGCCCCCCGCCGAGUGCAUGAGGUUGACGCUACUUUGUUGCACCUGGAGGGAAGAACGUAUGGGAGAGGAAGGAAGUGAGCUGCCCGUGUGUGCGAGCUGCGGCCAAAGGAUCUAUGACGGCCAGUACCUCCAGGCCCUGAGUGCUGACUGGCACGCAGACUGCUUCAGGUGUUGUGAGUGCAGUGCCCCCCUUUCACACCAGUACUAUGAGAAGGAUGGGCAGCUCUUCUGCAAGAGAGACUACUGGGCCCGCUAUGGAGAGUCCUGCCACGGGUGCUCAGAGCACAUCACCAAGGGACUGGUCAUGGUGGCCGGGGAGCUGAAAUACCACCCCGAGUGCUUCAUCUGCCUCACGUGCGGGACCUUCAUCGGUGACGGGGACACCUACACGCUCGUGGAGCACUCCAAGCUGUACUGUGGGCACUGUUACUACCAGACCGUGGUGACCCCCGUCAUCGAGCAGAUCCUGCCCGACUCCCCCGGCUCCCGCCUGCCCCACACAGUUACCCUCGUAUCCAUCCCAGCCUCGGCUCAUGGCAAACGUGGCCUCUCAGUCUCCAUCGACCCCCCACACGGCCCGCCAGGCUGCAGCACGGAGCACUCCCACACCGUCCGGGUCCAGGGGGUGGACCCAGGCUGCAUGAGUCCAGACGUAAAGAAUUCCAUCCACGUCGGAGACCGGAUCCUGGAAAUCAAUGGCACGCCCAUCCGGAAUGUGCCCCUGGAUGAGAUUGACCUGCUGAUCCAGGAAACCAGCCGCCUGCUGCAGCUAACCCUCGAGCACGACCCCCACGACACACUGGGCCAUGGGCUGGGGUCUGAGCCCAGCCCCCUGAGCUCCCCAACUCACACUCCCAGUGGGGAGGUGGGCAGCUCUACACGGCAGAAGCCUGUCCUGAGGAGCUACAGCAUCGACAGGUCUCCCGGAGCCGGCUCCCUGAGCUCCCCGGCCUCCCAGCGCAAGGACCUGGGGCGCUCCGAGUCCCUGCGCGUGGUCUGCCGGCCACACCGCAUCUUCCGGCCGUCAGACCUCAUCCACGGGGAGGUGCUGGGCAAGGGCUGCUUUGGCCAGGCCAUCAAGGUGACGCACCGGGAGACGGGCGAGGUGAUGGUGAUGAAGGAGCUGAUCCGGUUCGACGAAGAGACCCAGAGGACAUUCCUCAAGGAGGUGAAGGUCAUGAGAUGCCUGGAGCACCCCAACGUGCUCAAAUUCAUCGGGGUGCUCUAUAAGGACAAGAGGCUCAACUUCAUCACCGAGUACAUUAAGGGGGGCACCCUCCGGGGCAUCAUCAAGAGCAUGGACAGCCAGUACCCGUGGAGUCAGAGGGUGAGCUUUGCCAAGGACAUCGCUUCAGGGAUGGCCUACCUUCACUCCAUGAAUAUCAUCCACCGGGACCUCAACUCCCACAACUGCCUGGUCCGAGAGAACAAGAACGUGGUGGUGGCCGACUUCGGGCUGGCCCGGCUCAUGGUGGAAGAGAAGACGCAGCCCGCGGACCUGCGAAGCCUCAAGAAGCCAGACCGUAAGAAGAGAUACACGGUGGUGGGUAACCCGUACUGGAUGGCGCCCGAGAUGAUCAACGGCCGCAGCUACGACGAGAAGGUGGACGUGUUUUCCUUUGGAAUCGUUCUGUGCGAGAUCAUUGGGCGGGUGAACGCGGACCCCGACUACCUGCCCCGCACCAUGGACUUUGGUCUCAAUGUGCGAGGCUUCCUGGACCGUUACUGCCCCCCGAACUGCCCGCCAAGCUUCUUCCCCAUCACCGUGCGCUGCUGUGAUCUGGACCCUGAGAAGAGGCCCUCCUUUGGGAAGCUGGAGCAGUGGCUGGAGACCCUCCACAUGCACUUGGCCGGCCACCUGCCGUUGGGCCCGCAGCUGGAGCAGCUGGACAAGGGCUUCUGGGAGACCUACCGGCGCGGCGAGAGCGGACUGCCUGCGCACCCCGAGGUCCCCGACUGAGCCCGGCCCACCCAGCCGCCCCCAUCCCCACCGCCGGCACCGCACUCCUCUGCGGGUCCUGGCGGGGUGCACAGCCCCCAGCUGGGCGGCAGGCACCCAGACUCCUCCCUGGCACCAGGCUCUGCCUUGCCUUCUCCUCCCCUGCGGGCCGCGGCCCCGGAGCUGGCCUGGCUGCACACACACACACAGUCACCUCGCCCUGCCUUACCUCCGCCAUGGUGGGGCCGCCCCCUCUCGCUUCUCCUUGCAUGAGCCGGAGGGCCCGGUGAGUCCCGCCCCAUCCUGCACCCUUCCGCC
Molecule: messenger RNA, 2360 nt
Organism: Lontra canadensis (Northern American river otter)
Lineage: Eukaryota; Metazoa; Chordata; Mammalia; Carnivora; Mustelidae
Gene: LIMK1
Product: LIM domain kinase 1
Exons: 16
Coding region: 120-2063 (647 amino acids)
Biological process (GO): protein phosphorylation; positive regulation of stress fiber assembly; actin cytoskeleton organization
Cellular component (GO): cytoplasm; nucleus; neuron projection
Molecular function (GO): protein binding; ATP binding; protein serine/threonine kinase activity
Source: RefSeq, a predicted model, not a curated record